CUAGCGUCCGCCCUCAUUCCCGAUCCAUCUGUUAUUUGAAGCUUCAAAUUGUAAACCCUAGAUCCAAUACAAUUUCAGACGUUAAAAAAUUUGUACCGCCUUAUUGAAUUCUUUCAGUUUUGUAAUUGUAUUUCAAUUUCUCCUUCAAAUUUUAGCUAAUCAUGUUGAAAAUAAUGACCCCGAAGAAAGGAAGAAUCAAGCGAAACCUAGAGAAACGUGCCCCUAAACUAGUGGAGACUGGGAAGAAGACGUUAAUCCUACACGGCACAAAAACUAGCAGUGUGUUGAAUUCGGUACUGACUGAAAUAUAUCAUCUGAAGAAAGAAAAUGCGGUCAAGUAUUCGCGGAGAAAUGACAACAUUAGACCAUUCGAGAGUGGUGGUGAAAGUUCUCUGGAAUUUUUUUCACUUAAAACAGACUGCAGUUUGUUUGUGUUUGGUUCUCACUCUAAGAAGCGGCCAAACAAUCUUGUUAUUGGACGAACCUAUGAUCACCACGUUUAUGAUCUUGUAGAGAUUGGGGUUGAAAAUUUCAAAAGCAUGAACUCUUUCACAUACGAUAAGAAAUUGGCCCCUCAAAUUGGGUCUAAACCCUUUUUUGCUUUUAUUGGAGAAGGUUUUGAGAGUGUUGAAGAGCUGAAGCAUUUAAAAGAAAUUUUACUCGAUUUGUUCCAUGGAGAGGUUGUGACUAAUUUGAACCUUGCUGGACUGGACCAUGUUUAUGUAUGCACCGCUAUAUCUUCAAACAAAGUAUUCUUCACUCAUUGUGCACUGCGACUUAAAAAGUCUGGCACUAUAGUGCCAAGGAUGGAGUUGGUUGAAGCUGGUCCAUCCAUGGAUAUGGUGGUUCGAAGACAUCGUCUUCCUGAUGACAGCCUGAGAAAAGAAGCCAUGAAGAUUGCCCCUGAAUUAACAAAGAAAAAGGAGAAAAAUGUUACCAAAGAUGCAAUACAAGGGAAAAUUGGGAAGAUUUAUAUUCCAGAUCAAAUGGUUGGAAGCGUGGUGCUGCCUAACAAAGCAAAGGGAGUGAAGAGGGAGCGAAGGGAAGCUAAAAUGAAAGACGAGGCGAACAGGCCUAAAGAAAAGAAGCAGAAACAGCAUUCUGAGUGAUUCCAUUUGGGCUUUAGUAGCAGCCGUAACUUAUUUGAGUGUAACUUCCUUUGCUUUGCAAAUGGGACAAGGCAAUUUUGGUUCCAGAUUUAAUUGGUUAAUGCAAUUAUAUCAUCUCUCAGCGGUUUACUAAUUGAUGGUGAUUAUGUUAUACACACGUUUGAUAUAAAUCUAAAGAAUAAGCUAUUGAUACAUAA
Messenger RNA from Olea europaea var. sylvestris, 1306 nucleotides. Its product is annotated as ribosome production factor 2 homolog. NCBI's taxonomy places the organism in Eukaryota, Viridiplantae, Streptophyta, Magnoliopsida, Lamiales, Oleaceae. The record is from RefSeq and is a predicted model, not a curated record. The coding region runs from base 162 to 1109 and encodes 315 amino acids. Gene Ontology annotation, molecular function: rRNA binding. Gene Ontology annotation, biological process: maturation of LSU-rRNA from tricistronic rRNA transcript (SSU-rRNA, 5.8S rRNA, LSU-rRNA); ribosomal large subunit assembly. Gene Ontology annotation, cellular component: nucleolus. The transcript is spliced from 6 exons.